UGGUACCAGGAAAAUUUUGAAAGAGCAUCUUCAUCUUCAAGGUGUUGGUGAUGGUGAGCACCACGCGGUACUGUCGGACUCGAGUUCGUCAGAACAAAAAACUCGACGUGAUGGCGACCGUGAUAACCGACGUAGGUUGCCUCGAGCCGCUCACACCCGCCGUGGUAACUCAAAGCGGCGGGGUCAUUGAAGCGACACCGAUACCGCCGCCACUAGAGCCAGAAUCCCAACAGCAUCUGAACCAUGACGCGCAUCGACGCUGGAGGGCGAGCAGCUCCGUCGAGUUUCUAAACAAGGUCAACAGCAUCGACAUUCUCGACACGCGAACCGAGCACCGAACUGUGCUUUAUGUGUUGGAAGUUCAUUUGAGUCGCACGUCGGUCUUAAAGGUAGAACGGCGUUUUACGGACUUCGAACAGCUACGUCAAGGCAUUCAAAGCGCAGUGAGCAUCUUGCCGCCGUGUACGUGUCAGUACUGCUUGGAUUUCCUAGUACAUGUUCGCUUCAACAUGGCUCAACCGCGUGGCUUCGUCAAGCUCACUGCAGGAACGGAGAAGCGCAAGAAGAUCCUGGCUAAGUUCAUCGGCGACAUGGUGGCUAUGGGCAGGCGAAAGGUGGAGAAGGUCGGCAAACGAGAGUGUGAAGCGCAGUUAGUGGUCCCUGUCUUAUUGGAAGAGUUCCUGCUUGGAUAGAGUGUAAAAGAAGACACUAACGUAUCCGAUUAGGGUAGCUAACUGCAAUUCAAUCCUAAUGCUUUCCUUAACGGACAC
Molecule: messenger RNA, 770 nt
Organism: Phytophthora nicotianae INRA-310
Lineage: Eukaryota; Oomycota; Peronosporomycetes; Peronosporales; Peronosporaceae
Exons: 1
Coding region: 51-692 (213 amino acids)
Molecular function (GO): phosphatidylinositol binding
Source: RefSeq, a predicted model, not a curated record